Tachysurus vachellii is the source of this 2100-nucleotide messenger RNA. RefSeq names its product DEAD (Asp-Glu-Ala-Asp) box polypeptide 59 (gene ddx59). Gene Ontology annotation, molecular function: RNA helicase activity; ATP binding; nucleic acid binding. The coding region runs from base 171 to 2018 and encodes 615 amino acids. NCBI's taxonomy places the organism in Eukaryota, Metazoa, Chordata, Actinopteri, Siluriformes, Bagridae. The record is from RefSeq and is a predicted model, not a curated record. The transcript is spliced from 7 exons.
AGUGACGUCAUACAUGCGCGACAACACCAGCACAGACAGGCAGCGCGACAGGUUCUGUUUAAACAUAUUUUCUGGUUUAAAACAAAUGUCUUUUUGUCCUGAGAGACAACUAUAGAUGAUUAAUAUUGUGAUGUUUAUGAGUGCACUGGUCUCGUGUUUGUUGUGAUAAGAUGUUUAUGCCUCGGUCAGUAAAGGUGAAGAGAAAGUCUGAAACUCACACAAACACUGAAGGGAAAAAACAAAACAAAGGAAACUCAGAUGACACAGAAACUGAUGCUACAGAAUCGCACAGUGUGGAUACAGAGGAGAAACCUGACAAAGACACCACGUCAUUACAAAGCGACUUAUUAAGAGCUGAAACAGGGGCGACUGAAGAAGAGGAGGAACCUUUAAAAUCGUUCAGGACAAGCCAGAGAUGGCCAAACCCAGGGGAACCAGUUUGUGUGAUGUGUGGUCGUUAUGGCGAGUACAUUUGCGACAACACUGACAAUGAUGUGUGCAGUCUGGAAUGUAAAGCCAGUCACUUGGCCACGGUGUGUGUGGGACUUACACAAAAGGUCUUCUCCAAAAUUAAACAUGAGGGUGCAGGCGUCUCUGCAUCAACAACACUUACUGACCAGACUGCAAACACCGCUGAACUCGCUUACUGCUAUCAAGAGGACGCAUUCAUAACAGAUUUGACUGAAGACCAGGUUGAAAGGGUGAAGAAAGAACUGGCCGUGGUUACUGAAGGACAGGAUGUCCCCAGGCCCAUCAUUGAAUUUGAGCACUGCCACUUUCUUGAAGUGCUCAAAGUGAACCUGAAGAAGGCUGGCUAUGAUGCCCCAACUCCUAUCCAAAUGCAGAUGGUUCCUGUAGGUUUGACUGGGAGAGACGUGAUUGCCACAGCUGACACAGGAUCUGGAAAAACCAUUGCCUUUCUGCUUCCGGUGGUGGUUCAUUCCUUAGAGAAAGAAGCAGGUUCUACAUCUGGCCCUGUGAGUGUGAUUCUGACUCCAACCCGGGAGCUGGCUAUUCAAAUUGAGACACAGGUGAAGGAGCUGAUUAUAGGCCUGCCAAAUAUGAGGACUGCGCUACUGGUCGGAGGGAUGCCCCUACCCCCUCAGCUACAUCGGCUCAAACAGAAAAUUAAGAUAGCGAUUGCCACUCCGGGGCGUCUCAUCGAGAUUGUGAAGCAGGAGGCCGUCCAGCUUGACAGUGUAAAGGUUGUGGUUAUUGAUGAGGCUGACACGAUGCUGAAGAUGGGAUUCCAGCAACAAGUGCUGGAGAUUUUGGAGCACAUUCCUGACAACCAUCAGACUUUGCUAACGUCUGCCACGAUGCCUGCAGGAACGGAGCUGCUAACAUCUCGUCUGACCAGCGAUCCUGUGCGCAUUACAGUUGGCCAGAAGAAUCAACCAUGCGCUAAUGUUCGUCAAAUUGUUCUCUGGGUAGAGGAGCCAUCGAAGAAAAAGAAGCUCUUUGAGAUUCUAAAUGAUGGAAAGCUCUACCAGCCUCCUGUGGUGGUGUUUGUAGACUGCAAACUUGGAGCUGACCUCUUAUGUGAGGCUGUGCACAAAGUUCUGGGUUUAAAUACUGUAGCUAUUCACUCUGACAAGACACAGUGGGAGCGCAACAGAAUCCUCAAGGGUCUGCUUGAUGGCCAGUAUGAUGUGGUGGUUAGUACAGGUGUACUGGGGAGAGGACUGGACCUGGUCAGUGUCAAGUUGGUGGUGAAUUUUGACAUGCCAACAAACAUGGAUGAGUAUGUUCAUCAGAUCGGUAGAGCAGGACGACUCGGGCACAGAGGGACUGCAAUCACCUUCAUGAACAACAACAACAAACGCUUGUUUCUGGAUAUAGUGGAGAGAGUAAAGCCGACUGGCUCACAGCUUCCACCACAACUGCUCAACUCCCCACAUCUACACAAUCAGCAAAGAAGAGCCAGAAAAAGUCAGAAACAAGGAGGAGGUGAUGUUGUGACCAAGAGCAAUAUCAUUGACAUUAUUAAAAGGCAUGACAGGAGCCAUUUUAAGUAGUAGUGCUGAUGAUUUGUACAAGAUGUAUAUAUAAUAUUAAUGUAUUUUUUUUAAAUAAAUAUCAUGUUGUAUUAUGAUGUCA